Sclerotinia trifoliorum is the source of this 945-nucleotide messenger RNA. The record is from the annotation of a GenBank genome assembly. Lineage: Eukaryota; Fungi; Ascomycota; Leotiomycetes; Helotiales; Sclerotiniaceae.
GAGGGCGGUCAAACAUGGCAAAAAAUUGUGCAGCUGAACAAUGACGUCGACUACUUGCUACGUAUCCCUUCAGCUAGUUUGCUAUUUACAUUUUAACCUCGACAAUAUCAAAAAUAUAAAAUACAGUUCAUUCCCUUUAAUCAUACUCGAUACAUUUCAGUCAUAAUAUAUAUGAGAACGUCAACAUGCCAGACCAAGCAUCUGUAAACCGAUCACUCAAUACCGUUCGAACUGAGCUCGAAUACUUACAACAAUGUGGUGCUCUUGCCCCAGCCCAAUUUCAGUCAAUUAUGGCACAACUACCUGUAAGCAGUCUAGGUUUUAGCCCUUCAUUGAUUUGAUCCGGGUCUGUGAUGCAUUUUCACACCCAUUCGCUGUAUACCUCAGAGUACAGAACUUGAGGUAAAAUUUCGAAGGAUACACUAACGCUGAAGGCAGCAAGGAAAUGGACAACCAUCCCACUAUAUAGAUCCUCGAUAUAAUCCAAACGACGGUUUCAAUCCAAGCAAAAUCAGCCAGGAAGCACAGGAUCCAAACCAUCCUGCACAUCCUCAAAACCCUAAGGUAUGUCUUGGCCUCCAGUUCACGCUUCAGAGCUAACCUAAAAAGCAUCAUGAAUGGGCAAAGAAAAUGGCUUCGAAAUUUGGUAAUGCUGCCAUGCUUGGCGCUGGAGCAACGUUUGGCGGGGAUUUGGUUAAUGAUAUCAUGAGAAAGUUUUAGAGGACGUGAUUAGACACUCGGGAAUAGAAUGAAUUGAAUGGCAACCUUGAAUCAGACUAAUAUCUGAAAAACUAAUUAGCCGUGCAAUAAUGAACCAUGACAGCUCGCUCUAUAAAGUUUAUUUCUUGGUGAGUAGUCUAUCCGCAAUACUAAUCUUACAUUCCGGCGGCAUGUGCGACAACAUCUGACUCUCACUAACAAAACUCUCCCAAUCACUUUCUAUCG